Molecule: messenger RNA, 385 nt
Organism: Sitophilus oryzae (rice weevil)
Lineage: Eukaryota; Metazoa; Arthropoda; Insecta; Coleoptera; Curculionidae
Product: sorbitol dehydrogenase-like
Exons: 4
Coding region: 96-368 (90 amino acids)
Biological process (GO): D-sorbitol catabolic process
Molecular function (GO): zinc ion binding; L-iditol 2-dehydrogenase (NAD+) activity
Source: RefSeq, a predicted model, not a curated record
CAUUUACACAUAUCACAAAACUUAUAAAUAGAAAGAAGCAGUACCGGAGAACACAAGUUUUGCGGUACGACCAAGUUCAACAACAACCACGAACCAUGGCACCAAACGAUAACCUCACAGCUGUGCUCUACGGAAUUAACGAUUUACGACUGGAGCAAAGACCUGUCCCAGUACCCAAAGAUGAUCAGGUACUUCUACAGAUGGAAGUGGUUGGAAUAUGUGGAUCCGAUGUCCAUUAUCUAGUCAAUGGAAGAAUUGGUCCGUUUGUCGUUGAGAAACCCAUGAUAAUAGGUCAUGAAGCAUCUGGUACAGUUAUCAAAGUUGGAAAAAACGUCAAACAUCUUCAACCUGGUAAGUCUAACAUUUAAGUUAACUAAGUCAAUGA